Kwoniella mangroviensis CBS 8507 is the source of this 1254-nucleotide messenger RNA. RefSeq lists its product as uncharacterized. The record is from RefSeq and is a predicted model, not a curated record. Lineage: Eukaryota; Fungi; Basidiomycota; Tremellomycetes; Tremellales; Cryptococcaceae. The transcript has 9 exons. Bases 1 to 1254 code for a protein of 417 amino acids. Gene Ontology annotation, molecular function: serine-type endopeptidase activity; ubiquitin binding. Gene Ontology annotation, cellular component: membrane.
AUGUCCGGUGAGCUGAUGGACUUCAUUCACAGGCUAAGUUCGAGAGAUGAAGCUGAUACCUCUUCGUUUUAUGAUCGUGUGAUAGGCUUUCAGAAUGCUGGUGUCACCAAAGGAAUCAUGAUUCUCCUUGCUCUGACUUCUCUAUCAGCCUCUCUUCUCGACAUAAAACCAUACCUUCAUCUACAGCUUGUACCGCAUAUAACGAAAUAUCGACAGUUCUGGAGGAUAGCCGUUCAUCCUUUUGCAUUUGCCAAUUCGACGGAAUUGUUGAUUGGGGAGAUAUUGUUUUAUAAUGUUGGAGUAGCUAUUGAACGGGCUUUUGGAAGUAGGAAAUACGCUUCUUAUAUCCUAGUCUCGUCUUUACUUUCAACAUUCAUAGCCUCCAUAUCGAUAGUAUUAGGAUAUAAGUUUGGGUUGAACUCCAUACCUGCUGGACCUUAUGGGAUAAUAUUUAGUUUACUAUGGCAACAAUAUCGCAUAUUCCCUUCGUUAUACCAUUUCAGAGUGUUCGGUAUAGAGUUUUCUAGUAAAGUAUUCAAUUGGAUAUUAGCUGCUCAGUUACUUCUCUCUAAGCCACCUUCGUCGCUCCUCAUUUCCCUUAUAGGCCUCUUAACAGGGUACAUCUACCGAACCGACACGCUCUUCCCUCUUCCUUCAUUAUCCAUCUCUCGACGUCGUCUACUCGUCAGAAGAUCCCUCAAAACAUACCGUAUACCCUUGUCGGUCUAUCGACUGCUAUCUAGAUUGUUCAGUCCGAUUGUCGGCGAAUCGUUACCUCCAAGAAGAUCUCAGAGGGUCUUGCCUGGUCAACAGAGUCAAUCUCAGAUCCAAUUUACUCAAAGAGGAAGUUCGAUAGCUACUGCGUUGAACACUGGUGCGACGAAUCAGAAUGGAAGCGCCCGAUCGAGAUUGAGAAGUCUGCUGAGUAAUAGGUUAAAUACCAAUGCAACGCAGGCUGGUACUUCCCCGACCGUAAAUACUACGAUUGGAAAUGAUAGAAGAGCAGGAGGAGAAGGACAAGGGAGUGGUGGUGGUGCGCAGAGAUCGGGAGAACCGGGAAGUGCGACUGCAGCGAUGGGUGAAUGGGUUAAUGAGAUCACAGGUAGAGGAACGAGGGUAGCUAGUGAAGAAGAAAUUUCAACAUUAUCAAGUAUGUUUCCUAAUCUGAGUAGAGAAGUGAUAGUGCGUGCGUUACAGACCAACGAUUUCAAUACCGCUCAAGCUGUUGAGGCAUUACUCCAGGAGAGUGGUUAG